ACAACAAAAAGGGCAACGGAAGAAUCGUCGCCUCCCGGCCCUUUUCCGAGUACCAUGGCCUCAACACCACCACGAGGCAAUAGUUUUGACCCUAAGGACAACCACUCCUCACGAAUGCCGCCCUUGCGCAGUCUUUCUUUUGCGUCCUCCCUUGUUGGCUCCCUUCAGCCUCAUGUAGAAGAAGGUUGUUCUUCUGCAAAAACUUCAGGAAGUCACAACAGUCCUUUAUCUCCGCGUCCAGCACGACGUCCAUCUGGACGUCCUCCAUCUCUUUCGUCCUCGAUUGACGAUCUAGAUCAGAUAGAUUUGGAAGUUCUCACAUCCACGCUUUCCCCAACGGCCCAUGCUCUUCCGCGCAACUCAACUCUUCGCAUGAAGCGAUUCGACAGUGCCUUGGCCACGCCCUAUGGUCCCGAGCUACCCAUGAACCUUGCAAGGGCCCCUUACUCGGACAGAAUGAGCUACAACUACACCUUCAUCCCCUCCAUAGGGCAAACUUGGCGUAAACUCGCCCAAGAACUCAAAUCGCGGUUGCACAUUCCGUACCUCCCCUGGUGGGGUUUGAGAGGCCGGGACUACUUCGUUCAUGAAGUGUGGCACGACGCCAUGGCCGGCUUGACCUGCGCUUUGCUUGCAAUUCCGGAGUCCCUCUCCUACAUGAUCUUGGCCUCCCUCGCCCCCGUGGUAGGUCUUCACACUGCGGCCAUUCCCCCCUUUGCCUACGCUUUACUGGGUACGAGCCCCCACACGUCCGUGGGACCUAUCUCCCUGGUGUCGCUCUACCUCCCAUCUGUCUUCGUGGCCCUGGGCUUGAAAAUCGACGAUUACUCGGCAGCGGCACACAAAGCGCGGCAAGAAGCGGGCUCGGUGGUGGCGAUUUAUGUGUGUUGUUUGUUUGGGGUCAUGUCUCUUUUGCGGCUGGGGGGGCUGAUCCGCUUUCUCUCCCACACGGUCAUGACGGGGUUCAUCUGUGCCUCGGGCGUGUACGUCUCCAUCAAAGAGCUUCGGCAUAUCCUGCACGUGCCCCCGCCCAAGGAGGCCUUCCAAUACAACUACCAGGUCCUGGUCUGGAUCGUCCGAAGCUUCCCCCGGGCAGAUCCACGGACCUUGGCCUUGGGUGGCGUGUCACUUUUAAGCCUAUUGACGAUCAAAUUCCUCAAACGCCGAUUUCCUGCCACGCCCGAACGCCUGCGUUCGCGGGCCUUCAAUUGCUGGUACUACUUGUCCUCCUUCUCGACCCCUAUCGUCAUCUUCAUCGGGACCUUGAUCUCCAAAUCCUUGGCCGAGCACGGGCAAGCCGUUCCAGUCUUGGGCAGUUUCCCGUCAGGCCUUGUCAUUCCCUCUUUUCCCCCGGUGGCCCGUUUCCCCCCCAGCGAUUUGAUCAAACAAGCCUUGCCCAUCGCACUCCUGGCCUACGUGGAAGCCGUCUCCAUCGCCAAGAGAUAUUCCGCCCUGUUUGGCUACAAAUUGGACUUGAACCAGGACAUGGCUAGUUAUUCCCUUGCCAACCUUUUGUCGGCUUUGUGGGGAGGCGUGACGCCCUCGGGGUCCUUUGCCCGAACGGCCUUGCAGGCCGAAGUGGGUUCCCGGUCCAGUUGGGCCAAUAUCUUCACGGGGACCUUCGUGAUUGUUUGCUUGUACCAAACGCACAUAUUGCACGACGUGCCAUAUUGCGUGUUGGGUGCGCUGGUCGUCUCCGCCAUGGUGAACCUGAUCAAUUUCCGGGAAUUUUACCAUGCCCUGCGGAUCGCACGCAUGUCGGGCCUGGUCAUGGUCUUCACAUUUCUCGUGACGCUGUUGUGGAGCGUCGAGCACGGCUUGUUCUACGGCAUUGUCGCCUCGCUGGCUUUGCUCCUGAGUCAGCUGUCGGACGUGGACGCAGUCAUCCUGGGCGAAGAACCCCCUCGGGUGGACGCCAGCGGGAAGCGCGUCGCCGCCCACUACCCGCACUUGGUCUCCCUCCGAGACAACCCCCGGGCCCUGCCCUGCAAUGGGGGCCAUGGCAUUAUCGUCCUCCGUCCCGUGGCCAGUCUUUUUUUUGGGAACGCCGAGCUUUUGGUGUCGAUGAUGGAGAAGCUUCUGGAAAACGAAAAGGGCGAUGCCCGGAGCCGCGUCGCGGGGACGCCCCCCGCCACGGCCGAAGCGCUGGAACAAGAAUCUCCGAGUCAAGGGCCCUCCCGAGAAGAAGAUACGUGCAUCCCCAAACCCCAGCAUCAGUCCCAAGACGAACUCGAAGCUCAAACCAAAAGCAAUGGCACCACGGGCGGUGCGCCUCCCGCCUUGGAAAACUCCGUUUCCUCCUUCUCGACGUAAGCGGCAUCCGCCUGCUGGACCUGCCUGCCCUGGCUGCCUUGGGGGAGAUCGUGGACGUCGCCGCCGCCGCGGGCGUCGCCGUCAUUCUCUCCAAUGCUACCCGGAACAUGAAGCGCUCCCUGAAAGCUUGCGGUCUCUGGGAGCCGGUUGGUGGUCCGUUGGUCAUGCACAGCACCGAGGAAGUCUUCGCCCUCCUCUGUGAGGCGCCCAUGCUGGUGCCCAAAUAUUCGCAGGAAGCUUCCUCCUUCCAGCUCUCAGGAAACCGGGGUAUGGAAGCGGAAGGCGCAGGAACGACCGGCUUGGAGGCGCUGGGGGAGGUCACGGUGGAGGGAAGGGAAAGGAAGGGGAAAGGAAGGGGGAAGGAUUCCAAAUAGGGAAAUGGACGG
Molecule: messenger RNA, 2699 nt
Organism: Nannochloropsis gaditana CCMP526
Product: sulfate transporter
Exons: 4
Coding region: 55-2313 (752 amino acids)
Biological process (GO): transmembrane transport
Cellular component (GO): membrane
Source: RefSeq, a predicted model, not a curated record